Canis lupus familiaris (dog) is the source of this 4485-nucleotide messenger RNA. RefSeq names its product cytochrome b561 family member D1 (gene CYB561D1). The transcript is spliced from 3 exons. Gene Ontology annotation, molecular function: transmembrane monodehydroascorbate reductase activity. The record is from RefSeq and is a predicted model, not a curated record. NCBI's taxonomy places the organism in Eukaryota, Metazoa, Chordata, Mammalia, Carnivora, Canidae. The coding region runs from base 86 to 775 and encodes 229 amino acids.
UCCCGCCGCCGCCGCCGCCGCCGCCUCAGCGAUCGCAAACCCGGAAGACGCGCCCCGGCGGCUGGGAGCGGGAGCCCGCCCGGCCAUGCAGCCCCUGGAGGUGGGUCUGGUUCCCGCUCCGGCGAGGGAGCCGAGACUGAGCCUCUGGCUGCGGAGAGGCAGUGGGAUCUUGGCGCACCUGGUGGCUUUGGGCUUCACCAUCUUCCUGACCGCGCUGUCCCGGCCAGGCACCAGUCUUUUCUCCUGGCACCCUGUAUUCAUGGCCUUGGCGUUCUGCCUCUGCAUGGCUGAGGCCAUCCUGCUCUUCUCGCCUGAACACUCUCUGUUCUUCUUCUGCUCCCGAAAGGCCCGGAUCCGACUCCACUGGGCGGGACAGACCCUAGCCAUCCUCUGUGCGGCCCUGGGCCUGGGCUUCAUCAUCCUCAGCAGGGCCCGCAGUGAGCUGCCCCACCUGGCGUCCUGGCACAGCUGGGCGGGGGUGGUGACGCUGCUGGCCACGGGUGGGCAGGCGCUGUGCGGGUCCUGCCUUCUCUGUCCCCGAGCAGCCGGGGUGUCCAGGGUGGCUCGCCUCAAACUCUACCAUCUUACUUGUGGACUGGUGGUCUACCUGACGGCUACGGUCACGGUGCUCCUGGGCAUGUACUCAGUGUGGUUCCAGGCCCAGAUCAAAGGUACAGCCUGGUACCUGUGCCUGGCACUGCCCCUCUAUCCUGCCCUGGUGAUCAUGCACCAGAUCUCCAGCUCCUACUUGCCAAAGAAGAAAAUGGAAAUGUGAGUUUCUCCAAACUCUGAAUGCAGGUGGGACACUUGCCUUGGACUUAAAGGUUCCCAUUGGUGCGCUUCAGGGGAUCCACUUCAGAAGUGGUAGGGUUUUUGUACCUCUUAGCUGGGCCAGGGGCUGCAGAAACCCAAACUGCUGUUGCUGAUGGUGACUCCGAUGGGGAAAUCUGCUGGGUGCCCAUAGAAGGUGAUGGGGGGGCUUGCUCCUGAAGCCUCUACUCUUGUUGGGAGACAGAAGUGUCGGGUGGUGGUAGUGUUGGGUGUUCGCAGUCAUUUCUUGCCUGUGUGGCUGAUGGGCGGUUGGGUUCCAGUAAUUUAUGAACAAUAGCAGUAGUACUUUGGGUAGAGUAUGGAGAGAGACCACGGGUUAUGGUUCUUGUAGGCUCUACUGGGCAGCCUUAGGCAAGUCACAUGUCUUGGGACCGGUUUCUGCAUCCGUGUCGCAGGUGAGUGUUUCUAAACAAUCUCCAACAUUCAGUGUCUGUCAGAUGGAUGCCACAGAACACUCUUCCUGCUCUGGACCAUGGGCUGGACCACUAAGCAGACUCAGGAUGUUAUUGUCACAUUCAUUAUCCCCCUGUCCCUCAUGGCCCUCCAGGAAUAAUCUGCUGAUUGGGCUCCUGGACCUAGGGCACAGGGGGUCAGGCACUGUGGAGAGAAGGGUCCCAGAUGAGGCUCUCUUGAACUCCAAGACUUUAAUAAAGGCACUAAAGUCACUUUAAAGCUUUUGAAGGAGCAGAAGGGCGUUAGCCUCAGCAAGCCUGUGGCUCCGGGCAGGGCUUCUCAGCUCAGUUGAGAACUUCCUUCGCCCCACCUCAGAUUCUGGACUUGAGGACUGCAGCACAUGGGGCGGUGCCUUUCCCUGCCAUGUGUUCUGGGUUGCAUAGUAGUCCUGAGCAUCUCGUAGCCAUCCUUAGGCUCGGGCUCUUGCCUUAGCACGUAGCUCUGUGGAGGUAUUCCAAAGCUUUUAGAACAAAAUAAAAGCUAAAGAAGUGGGGUAGGGCUUUUCUGAUCGAGGAAAAACAAAGUCUCCCUGGUUCCCCUUCUCAGCCAAGCUUUUCUCAGUUGCUGUCUCUUUUCAGCUCUUUGGCCCAGGAGGGGGCUAAGUGUGGUGCCAGCUGGCAAAAAAUAAAAGCGCUGGGCCCUCUUGCCUGCAGAGACCCUUCCUUGUUCCAAACUGAAGGUAGUUCCCCAGCUGCCCUCAGUGGUGAGCUGGAUGCCAGACUGGUUUGGUUGGGGAGAUGCACCGCCGUAGAUUGUGGCAAGGAUUGAAGACUGCCACACCAGGAAAGCUGGUGUUGAGGCAGGUAGACAGCUCAAUGGAAGCUCUGGGAGGCCUGGGUGUUGGGGCUGGAGCUCCUGGUCCCAGGAGCAGGGCAGGUGUUCCUAGGUGGCAGUAAUUUCGAUGUCUUAGGUCCUCCUAAGAUUUAAGACCUCCGUCUCUGAGUGGCUCAGAAACCAGGAGGUUGGUAUGGUUUAACAAUCCGGCACUGGGAACUGCAAGGACAGAAGUAUCCUCUGAGUGGAUCUCACUGGGUCAGAUGGCAUCUUCCAGGGGCAUGUAAAGGGGGUCUCUGCUCUUCAGGUGAUUACACCUGUCUCACUGUCACCUCUCCGCUCUCAGGCUACCCAGUGUGGUCUAAACUUGGGAGAGGUAGUUUCUGGGGCUGCCUGAAGGGCAUUCUUAUCCAGGGUCACUUUGCUCAGGGACUCCCGUCUCCCCCCCCAUUGCAGCCAGUGCUGGGAGUGUCACUGUCUCCAGCAGGGCGUCAGGUCCGGGUGAGGUUCACCAGCUUUUGCGAGCCGGGCAGCCAGCGCCACAGAGCCCAGCCUGCCGGAGGUGUUGGCUGCUGCCAGGUGGUGCGGGGGCCGCGGCGGGCGGCGGGCUGACAGCCGGUGGUUUGCGUGGGCUGUGCCAGCUGAUGUCUAUUCCCAGCCCUGGGAGGAAGGGGGACGUCAUUUAUGUUCUGCAGGAGGAAGGGGGCCCCAGCUGUCACCUCUCUGACCGGGAGGCCUGGGGGGCAGGGGCACAGGGCCAGGAGGGGCACAGGUGGUCUUCUGCCGAGCCUGUCUGACUGCAGUAGACAGAGCAGGUCACCAGGAGGAGCCCUUCUUCCCGGUCGGCCAGCCUGGGGGGUACUUCCCGCCCCCCUCCUCUGCGUCUCUCCCUGCAUCACCACCUGCCCUCCCAUCCUGAGGCAGCAGCUGGACAACCAUUAGACCUUGGCGCCAGGGCACUCUUCCUCCAGCUGGGAUCUGGGUGGCUGCCUGCUGCACAGCCCCUGGCUUGUGUGGUUUCCUCCUCCCUACGCCCUGUUCCCACCUCCCUGUCUCUCCCCAUCUGGGAUGUUAGCUGGGCUCCUCAGCAGUGAGGCAGAGGCUCUGGGGUGAAGGAGCAAAUGGCUGCCCUUUUGCCCUUGUUCCCUGACUAGGGAAAGCUGCUAGUAGUCAGCCUGUUUUGCCUUUAAAAAAAAAAAAAAAAAGGCCGGGGUGCUCACAUUAAAAAAAAAAAAAUUGCAUGUCAUUUGCACAGAUUUGCAUAUCAGGCUCACUAAGACUUGAUUCCAAAUAUGAUUAUGUUUCAAACUCAACCUUGAGGACAUUAGAAAUGUAGAUGUUUUUUGUAACCAAAUCCAAAUGGUAACAGGAUUAUCGUCCUGGGUUCAGACCCUCCCCCCAUCUUCCCGGAACCACUCCUUGCCUUGAGCCCCACCGUAGCUGGGGUUGGUGUUGAAUGGCAGGAGCUCUGUGUCUGGGGAAGUCUUCCAGCCUCACCUUCUUGGCUGCUACGCUGCAGCAAAGGUCGGUUACCGGGUCCCUUGCUGGCCCGUUCCUCCUCUCCGUGCCACCCCAGGGGGCCGACUGCCCAGCCCAUCCCGACACUGGCCUGUACCUUCUUCCUCAUUGUCCUCACCCUUCCACCCCCGUGCAUGGCUGCUCUGGGUCUUGUUUUUCAAACCUCACUGUGGGAGAUCUAGGCAUCCUCCCCGAGCCAGCUGGCUGCUGUGCCAAGGCCUGUUCAGAGUUAAUAAUAAUCAUUAGCUGCACAGGGGCCUUUCAGUUCCAGAGCUCUAGGCACUUGCAGGCUGAGUCAGCCACUCCCCCCCCCCCCCCCCCCGCCGGAGUGUAACAGAAUGGGGAGGGGCAGGGGGGUCGGAGGCUCACUUCCUAGCCAUGGCUUGAGGCUGCUGUCCUCUGGGAGUGGGGCCCGAGCACCCUCUGAGUAAAUCACUAAGGUCUUUUCACCUGACAAAAGUCAAGACGUGGGGAACAAAGCGUAGGCUCCACUGAGAAUAGCAGUGGCAGCUGUUGACUCUGAACCGCUAGCAUGCUGUCCUUCUCUUACCUGUCUUGACUUCUAGAGGACACCCCUGCUCCUGAUGCCCCAAUCUCAGCAUUUCUGGGGGCCCUUUGCAGGCUUAGGGAGCAGGGAGGCUUCUGGGUUAGUGCUCUGUUACCCUUGUAUCUGGUUGACCUAAGAGCCUGUGAAUCAGGCAGCACAAAGUGCAUUGUCCUGGGAGCCAGGAGAGCUGAAGCCUGGGUUUGUUCAGCUCCUCACAAGGGUGUGGCCAAAGGCAAACCACUUACUGCUCCACCCACCUACCUCACAGGGAUGUUGUGAGGGUCAGAGGAGAGAAUGCAUGUUAACAAGGGAUUGCAGAGUCCAAAGCAUUAAACAAAUGUAAACAGCUGUGUUGAGAAGUA